AUGCACCUGUUCCAUGCUGCAGAGACAAGAAUAUCUGGUCAUAAAGCCAGUUCAGAAAUCACACCACUUGGUGCCAGUGAUUAUUUGGAAAUAGCCACACAUUUUGACUUUGUCUUCAUUCGUCACAUACCUCUGCUUACAAUGGCAAAAAGGACUCAGGCUCGGCGCUUCAUUACUCUCAUUGAUACAUUUUAUGACAAAAAGGUAUGCAUCAUUUGUUCUGGAUCAGCACCACUUCAAGACAUAUUUCUUCAAGAACACCAUGAUAGUGGCCAGGAUGAAAGUAGGAUACUGAUGGAUGAUUUGGGGUUGAGCCAGGAUUCUGCUAAAGCACUCUCUAUGUUUACGGGAGAAGAGGAGAUUUUUGCUUUUCAGCGUACCAUCUCCCGACUCACUGAAAUGCAGACUGAACAGUACUGGAAGGAAGGGGACAGAAACAAGAGCCUAUUGUAG
Molecule: messenger RNA, 453 nt
Organism: Gekko japonicus
Lineage: Eukaryota; Metazoa; Chordata; Lepidosauria; Squamata; Gekkonidae
Product: lactation elevated protein 1-like
Exons: 4
Coding region: 1-453 (150 amino acids)
Cellular component (GO): mitochondrion; cytoplasm
Molecular function (GO): ATP binding; ATP hydrolysis activity
Source: RefSeq, a predicted model, not a curated record